Messenger RNA from Hyaena hyaena (striped hyena), 1462 nucleotides. It is a transcript of the gene NR5A1, whose product is annotated as nuclear receptor subfamily 5 group A member 1. Gene Ontology annotation, cellular component: RNA polymerase II transcription regulator complex. Gene Ontology annotation, molecular function: zinc ion binding; nuclear receptor activity; RNA polymerase II cis-regulatory region sequence-specific DNA binding. Gene Ontology annotation, biological process: regulation of transcription by RNA polymerase II; tissue development; hormone-mediated signaling pathway. Lineage: Eukaryota; Metazoa; Chordata; Mammalia; Carnivora; Hyaenidae. The transcript is spliced from 7 exons. Bases 61 to 1446 code for a protein of 461 amino acids. The record is from RefSeq and is a predicted model, not a curated record.
CCCACUGUCCACCCUCAUCCGGCGUGAGAGCUCGCCUUCCGCUCCGCGGACGCCGCGGGCAUGGACUAUUCGUACGACGAGGACCUGGAUGAGCUGUGCCCCGUGUGCGGGGACAAGGUGUCCGGCUACCACUACGGGCUGCUCACAUGCGAGAGCUGCAAGGGCUUCUUCAAGCGCACGGUGCAGAACAACAAGCACUACACGUGCACCGAGAGCCAGAGCUGCAAGAUCGACAAGACGCAGCGCAAGCGCUGUCCCUUCUGCCGCUUCCAGAAGUGCCUGACGGUGGGGAUGCGCCUGGAAGCUGUGCGUGCUGACCGCAUGCGGGGUGGCCGGAACAAGUUUGGGCCCAUGUACAAACGGGACCGAGCCCUGAAGCAGCAGAAGAAGGCACAGAUUCGAGCCAAUGGCUUCAAGCUGGAGACAGGCCCUCCGAUGGGGGUGCCCCCCCCACCCCCACCCCCACCGGACUACAUGCUGCCCCCUGGCCUACAUGCACCUGAGCCCAAGGGCCUGGCCUCUGGUCCGCCUGCUGGGCCUCUGGGCGACUUUGGGGCCCCAGCACUGCCCAUGGCCGUGCCCAGCGCCCACGGGCCACUGGCUGGCUACCUCUAUCCCACCUUCCCUGGCCGUGCCAUCAAGUCUGAGUACCCAGAGCCCUAUGCCAGUCCCCCGCAGCCUGGGCCACCCUAUGGCUACCCAGAGCCCUUCUCCGGAGGGCCUGGUGUGCCCGAGCUCAUCCUGCAGCUGCUGCAGCUAGAGCCGGACGAGGACCAGGUUCGGGCCCGCAUCGUGGGCUGCCUGCAGGAGCCAGCCAAGGGCCGCCCCGACCAGCCCGCAGCCUUCAGCCUCCUGUGCAGGAUGGCUGACCAGACCUUCAUCUCCAUCGUGGACUGGGCACGCAGGUGCAUGGUCUUCAAGGAGCUGGAGGUGGCCGACCAGAUGACACUGCUGCAGAACUGCUGGAGCGAGCUGCUGGUAUUCGACCACAUCUACCGCCAGAUUCAGCACGGCAAGGAAGGCAGCAUCCUGCUGGUCACCGGGCAGGAGGUGGAGCUGACGGCGGUGGCCGCCCAGGCGGGCUCCCUGCUGCACAGCCUGGUGCUGCGGGCACAGGAGCUGGUGCUGCAGUUGCACGCGCUGCAGCUGGACCGCCAGGAGUUCGUCUGCCUCAAGUUUCUCAUCCUCUUCAGCCUCGAUGUGAAGUUCCUCAACAACCACAGCCUGGUGAAGGAUGCUCAGGAGAAGGCCAACGCCGCCUUGCUCGAUUACACCCUGUGCCACUACCCGCACUGCGGGGACAAGUUCCAGCAGCUGCUGCUGUGCCUGGUGGAGGUGCGGGCGCUGAGCAUGCAGGCCAAGGAGUACCUGUACCACAAGCACCUGGGCAAUGAGAUGCCCCGCAACAACCUGCUCAUUGAGAUGCUGCAAGCCAAGCAGACUUGAGCCUGAGCUGCCUGGG